Messenger RNA from Dendrobium catenatum, 1239 nucleotides. Its product is annotated as putative F-box protein At4g22660. NCBI's taxonomy places the organism in Eukaryota, Viridiplantae, Streptophyta, Magnoliopsida, Asparagales, Orchidaceae. Bases 1 to 1239 code for a protein of 412 amino acids. Gene Ontology annotation, molecular function: protein binding. The record is from RefSeq and is a predicted model, not a curated record. The transcript has a single exon.
AUGGCAUGGUCUGAUCUCCCCAUAGAUCUCCUCCAUUGCCUCUCAUCGCACUUUCCCAUUGUAGACUACCUCCGAUUCGCUGCCACAUGCACAUCGUGGAAUUUCGCUCUUGCCAAGAAUGAUCUCUUUAGAAUUCAACGUACUCCAUCCCCAUGGUUGCUUCUUCCCAACAAUGCCGGAGAGGCCUCUGACACACUUACUUUCUGCGAUCUUACCACCAAAAAAGAAGAAGGCGGCAUCGGCUGCAAUCGUUGCUUCUCCUGCAUUGGUAACCACAUCUCUGGCCGUCGCUGCUAUGGCUCCAAGGAUGGAUGGCUCGUGACCCUUGACCUAACUUAUUUGCAACCUUGCCUCUUCAAUCCUCUAACAAAAGCUGAAAUAUCACUUCCAUCCCUCUUCACCAUCCCCGAAGAUCAACGGCAAAGGAUCAAACCCGAAUACGACCUCGAUGGUCAUAUCAAGUAUUAUUAUGAUGAAAAGCAUCCAUCAUAUGUCAUUGAUGCAGAAAGUUUCCGUGAUCUAUAUUUCCAGAAGAUUGCCAUUUCCUCUAGCGACCCAUUCGGUACCAUUGUUGUUAUUUACGGCUUUAUAAAAUUACUAGCUUUGGCAAGGCCUGGUGACCAUGCUUGGGUUCUCGGGCCACAACUGCCUCCUUACCACGUUGACCAAUUUGAAGAGUUUGAAGAUGUUUACUUUCAUGAAGAAGAGCAAAUGUUCUAUGCAAUCACACAUUUCUCAGCAGUAUUGGCAUUUGACCUUGAAGGAAAAAAUGUUAAAUUUGUUUGCCAAGCAAUACAAGAUCCAUAUUCCACUGACUCUUAUUGCAGGAACUACAUUGCAUUUUUAUCAGGAACUCUUCUAAAAAUUAAGAGGGAGAUCAGUGGUAUGGAGGUUGAUGAAAGAUAUACAAAGAAGACAACCAAAAUCUCUGUCUUUAAGUUUGUGCCGGCUAUUAAUGCUUCUUCUUGUUCUUCCUCUCAAUGGAUCUCCAUGACAGACUUGGGGGAUUUCUCUUUGUUUAUAGGUUACAACCAAACAAUUUCAUUACAUCACACAGUAGCUCUUGGAAUUAGACCAAACUGCAUAUACUUUGCCGAUCAUGCGGACAUCAUGACACAAGAUGAUGCUACUCGUGAUGCUGGACUUUAUGAUCUUCAUAAUGAUUGCUUCCAAUAUUUCCUUGAUUCUAAUUCACAGCCUAACUGGCCCCCUUCAAUAUGGUUCACACCAUCACUUUAA